Molecule: messenger RNA, 2346 nt
Organism: Tarenaya hassleriana
Lineage: Eukaryota; Viridiplantae; Streptophyta; Magnoliopsida; Brassicales; Cleomaceae
Product: nucleolar GTP-binding protein 1-like
Biological process (GO): ribosomal large subunit biogenesis
Cellular component (GO): nucleolus
Molecular function (GO): RNA binding; GTP binding; GTPase activity
Source: RefSeq, a predicted model, not a curated record
UUCUCGUCUCAGCUCUAUACACUCUGAGCAGAGCUAGUCGAACGAGAGACGGCGGAGUUCAUCAUCGCCGUUGUCUGAAAGGUCCUUGGUUUUCCAUUUUCCGACCGAUAAGCAAAGAUGGUUCAAUAUAAUUUCAAGAAGAUAACAGUGGUGCCUAAUGGCAAGGAGUUUAUUGACAUCAUCCUUUCCCGCACACAGCGUCAGACGCCAACUGUUGUCCACAAGGGUUAUAAGAUUUCCCGGCUCCGCCAGUUCUACAUGCGGAAAGUCAAGUACACGCAGCAAAAUUUUCAUGAGAAGCUCUCUACCAUUAUCGAUGAGUUCCCUCGUCUCGAUCAGAUCCAUCCCUUCUACGGUGACCUUCUUCAUGUUCUUUACAACAAAGAUCACUACAAACUCGCCCUUGGUCAAGUGAACACCGCUAGGAACCUGGUUAGUAAGAUUUCCAAGGAUUAUGUGAAGCUACUGAAGUAUGGGGAUUCUCUGUACCGUUGCAAGUGCCUGAAGGUGGCUGCUCUUGGCCGCAUGUGUACUGUUAUAAAGAGAAUCGGCCCUAGUUUGGCUUAUCUGGAGCAGAUCAGACAGCACAUGGCAAGGCUUCCGUCUAUCGACCCGAACACCCGAACAAUCUUGAUUUGUGGAUACCCGAAUGUGGGCAAGAGCUCGUUCAUGAACAAAGUUACCAGGGCAGAUGUGGAUGUCCAGCCGUAUGCUUUUACUACAAAGUCGCUCUUUGUGGGUCAUACCGAUUACAAAUACCUGAGGUACCAAGUCAUUGAUACGCCGGGGAUUUUGGAUAGGCCAUUUGAGGAUCGUAACAUUAUUGAAAUGUGCAGUAUUACGGCAUUGGCACAUCUUCGAGCUGCUGUUUUGUUCUUUCUGGAUAUAUCAGGUUCAUGUGGUUACAGCAUUGCUCAACAGGCAGCACUGUUUCACAGCAUCAAGUCCUUGUUUAUGAACAAACCACUGGUAAUUGUCUGCAACAAGACUGAUUUGAUGCCCAUGGAAAAUAUAUCCGAGGAGGAUAAGAAACUGAUCAUGGAGAUGAGAGCUGAGGCAAUGAAGGCUGCAAUGGGUCAGGGGGGUGAGCCAGCAAAUGAAGAUGCUGUGCUUUUGAAGAUGAGCACUUUGACGGAAGAUGGUGUUAUGGCUGUGAAGAAUGCUGCCUGUGAGAGGCUGUUGGAUCAGAGGGUGGAAGCUAAGAUGAAAUCCAAGAAGAUCAAUGAUCACAUCAACCGAUUCCAUGUUGCUCUCUGCAUACCUCAGGCGAUUCUAGAGGCUAAAGCAAGGGAGGCUGCUGAAAAGGAGAAGAGGAAGACCGAGAAGGAUCUUGAAGAAGAAAAUGGCGGAGCUGGAGUUUAUUCUGCUAGUUUGAAGAAGAACUAUAUCUUGGCUCAUGAAGAAUGGAAAGAAGACAUCAUGCCUGAAAUUCUAGAUGGUCAUAACAUUGCGGACUUUGUCGAUCCUGAUAUUCUGUAUAGGCUCGAGGAGUUGGAGCGUGAAGAGGGUCUCAGGCAGGCUGAGGAAGAAGAAGAUGAUUUUGAGAUGGACGGUGAAGAACUCACGCCAGAGCAGAAAGAGCAGUUGGCUGCUAUCCGCAGGAAGAAAGCAUUGCUUAUUCAGGAGCACAGGCUCAAGAAGAGCAAUGCACAAAGCCGAGCUGUUGUCCCGAGAAAGUUUGACAAGGACAAGAAGUUCACGACAAAGAGAAUGGGAAGGGAAUUAUCUGCAAUGGGUCUUGAUCCUUCUUCUGCGGUUAACCGUGCUAGAAGCAAGUCCAGAGGCCGGAAGAGGGAGAGGUCCGUCGCAAGAAAUGAUGAUGAUGGUGAUGAAGCCAUGGAUGUGGAUGGAGAGCAACAGAACAAGAAGCUGCGUCUGAGAUCCAGAUCCAUGUCGUUGUCCAGAUCAAGAUCGAGAUCACGGCCUCCGCAUGAAGUUAUGCCCGGUGAUGGGUUCAAAGACUCUGCCCAGAAGAAGAAAGCCAUUAUGAUCGGCAACAAGUCUCAUAAGAAGAGGGAUAAGGAUGCACGCCGUGGAGAAGCAGACAGAGUUAUACCAUCUCUUAAACCGAAGCACUUGUUUUCCGGCAAAAGGGGCAACGGCAAAACCCAAAGGCGCUAAAACCCUCAAGGUGAAUCAGUCAGAGAUUAUGUCUGGAGUUUUGGAUAAGUGUCGUCUCAGAAUCUUGCAUUCUUAUUGUUUCAUUUCAAAGUUUUGGUUUUUUUAUCAGCUUUCGUUUCACAUACAUGCUAUGGUGUGUUGCAUUUUCAAUGUUACUGACUGUGCUACUAAAUAUUCGAAUCGUUUGGAAUCUCAAUUGGAAUUUGCUAAGUUGGUUCUGGGGAA